AUGGAAGCGAGAUAUUCGAGGGAACGUCGUGAAAUCGAAGAAGACAAUUACGAUGACGUGUUAGCUGAUGAAGCAAACGAAGACGCUCAAAAUGACGCCCAAAACGACCCCCAGAACGACGGCGAAGACAACGACUCAGAUGACGAUGAGGUUAUAAACGCUGUUAUUGUCACGCAGCCAACAACCUACAACGUGUCAAGUGGACAAGACAUAAGACUGGAGUGUAAAAUUGCACCACCUGAUGGUGGAGUCGUUCAAUGGUCCAAAAACGGUACACACUACUUCCUAGGAACACAGAAAAAUUUUCAACAAAACUUGACUUUAUACAUCGAUGACAGGUUUUCUAUCCCCGCAAAUUCCACAGAUCUGUUGAUAAGAGAUGUGAAGCUGUCCGACAGCGGCAGCUACAUGUGCGAACUAUUGCAGACUACGAGCAAAUCAAUCGAACACAACUUAGUCAUCUCCGAAUCACCCAAAGUUAUCAGGUUCACAGCUAGCAAUAAUGGUCAAGUCGUGGAAGGAUCAGACUUAUUGCUGACUUGCGAGGUUUCCGGUUCACCUCCCCCGCAGAUCAUCUGGUCGAGAGACGAAAACGGGAACAAGCGUCUGACAGAAGAGGAUGGUGAAUUUUUGAAGAACACCGUCUUCAUUAAAAAUGUGAAACGCCAACAUUCCGGUAAAUACUACUGCUACGCUUUCAACGGAGUCGGUUCAAACCAGGCUGAGGUCUACAUUCAAGUGAAGGGCAAGCCCCGCGUCCACGUACACAGGACAGUCGUGAACUCCGCUAUUAACGUCGAAGCCGUGCUGCAGUGCGCUGUUCAUGACGAUCUCGCUUCCUACAUCCGUUGGUACAAAGACGGUCAACGUAUCGAAGAUUCAUCUCGUCAGUACAGCAUCAGCACUAGAGGUCAACACUCCAACCUCACCGUUAUUCCUAGUAGCGAUGCAGAUUUUGGUACUUUCACAUGUGAGGCUGAAAACGAAUUAGGCUCGCACAACAGAUCCAUCGACUUGGUCCAGAGCCCAGUGGUCGAAGAACUCCAAGUAGACGGACCGAGGAUCUCAUGGACCAUUCACUCGCACCAGCCCGUCGAACAGAUCGAAAUUCAGCUUAAAGAUAUGUCUGAGGACGGCGAAUGGAGAACGCUGAGUAUCCCAGUGCCAGAGGGAAAGAAUCACGAAUAUGACGUUGUAUACUCUCUCGACAAUCAGCUGCAGAGCGGAAAGUACGAAGCUAAAGUCAAAGUCAAGAAUGAAAAGAGCUGGAGCGUACACACUGAUAGCGCUUACGUUGAAAUAGAAGCUCAACCGCAGUACAUUCAACACGCUUCAAUAUACCGGGGCAGUGCGCAUUCCAUCUCGUCGUCAUCUCUAAUACUCGCAGCAUCCAUCAUGUACCUUCUCGUGCGAAUGUAAACAAACAGACUAGACUAAUUAUUUAUUACUAGUAAAAAAUAAGACAAGUAUAUA
Molecule: messenger RNA, 1473 nt
Organism: Melitaea cinxia (Glanville fritillary)
Lineage: Eukaryota; Metazoa; Arthropoda; Insecta; Lepidoptera; Nymphalidae
Product: protein amalgam-like
Exons: 13
Coding region: 1-1419 (472 amino acids)
Biological process (GO): cell-cell adhesion
Cellular component (GO): cell-cell junction
Molecular function (GO): cell adhesion molecule binding
Source: RefSeq, a predicted model, not a curated record